Corticium candelabrum is the source of this 1451-nucleotide messenger RNA. RefSeq lists its product as uncharacterized. The record is from RefSeq and is a predicted model, not a curated record. Bases 1 to 1320 code for a protein of 439 amino acids. NCBI's taxonomy places the organism in Eukaryota, Metazoa, Porifera, Homoscleromorpha, Homosclerophorida, Plakinidae. The transcript has 9 exons.
AUGUAUGCAAUAGAGCGUAAGGACGAUGAGUACGCAUUUGCUGUUGAUGACACAUUCGUCACACCAGGCGGAAGUGUGGGGCCUCACAAUUACAGCAUCGACUAUCCAAAAGUUACCAUCUACCAGCUUCUAAAAAGACGCGUUAAUCUAACUAUUUUAUUGGCGGACAAGCAAUCAGAGUCAUAUGAAUGGGUUUACUACGAAGGAAAUUUUAAAUUAGACUUCGAAAUACUGAAAGUGCUGCAUAAAAAAGAAAUUUUCCAAACAACCGAAUGGACUCCUAGCGUACUUCCACAAAACUCGAGUUACAACGGAAUUCAAAUCGUUAGAAUUCAAGUUGUAAAUGAUAAGAUUAGACGUCGAGGCAAGCGUGUUACAAUUAACACUGGCGACUUUCCUGCUGUUGACCUGGUAAACGCAACCAUUUGUGACAAUAACAUUUCUGUGUGCGUCAAUGUCACUGGCAAUCCGCCUCCUUCUACUACAAUACAGACCCAAGAAGACGUAGAUAUUUCUCGUUGCAAUUUUACGACUUGCUUAUCUCUUGAAAGUUCUACAUUAGAUCCUCAACAGCUUGCUAGUACAGCAAGUUCUAUUUCGUGCAGCUUUACAUCCGUCACUCAAAAUCAGUCUGUUUCUUCGAGACCCACCACUGAUUUGACAGACUACCUUACUCCUGCAUCGAACAAACAAACAAGUUCCACUAAAUCACAUAAACAAACAAGUCAUCCUACAUCGAACAGACAAACAAGUCCAACUACAUCAGAUGGACCAACAAGUUCUCCCACAUCGAACAAACAAACAAGUCCAACUACAUCAGAUAAACAAACAAGUCCAACUAAAGCAAAUCAACAAAACAUAAGUCAGUCAACAACUUCCCAACAGAGAAUGAGUCUAACUACAAAAUAUCGUAAGUUAGCUACUCAUCCAAUGGCAAGAGAAACAUCUCCUCCACCUCAGAAAGAUUCUACCUCUCAAGGAAUUCCUGUAUACAAUAUUGCUGCAGCAUGUGUUAGUGCACUAGUUUUGAUUGUAGUGAUCAUUAUCAUUAUUGUUUGCUGCAAACGAAAAUUAGCUCACAAAAGGACACUAGAAUCGGACCUUCAAACGACUGAACACAUUUAUGCAAACAGAGUCUAUUUAUCAAAUGUUGAAUUACAAUCUGUACACGACACUGCGAACGAGGUCUACGAAAGUGCUGAAUUCGAAUUUCCCAACACACGUGCAGCUCGCGAGGAAAGAGUGGCAGCUGAUCAUGACGAACACGACGAUGUAUACGAGACGGCAAUGCAGAACAAUACAGCUUACGGAACUACUUGAUGUCAUAUACUUCAGCAUCCAUUUAGCCACUGUGCUUCUCAGUGACAAAAAUCUUUUGCACGGAUGAGCGAAUGCGCUCGUGAUUUGCUGAAAACGGAAGUCAAUAGUGUUAUAAGCAAACAUCAUAUAUA